This is a messenger RNA of Ictalurus punctatus (channel catfish), 6362 nucleotides long. It is a transcript of the gene fbxo41, whose product is annotated as F-box protein 41. Gene Ontology annotation, molecular function: protein binding. The record is from RefSeq and is a predicted model, not a curated record. NCBI's taxonomy places the organism in Eukaryota, Metazoa, Chordata, Actinopteri, Siluriformes, Ictaluridae. Bases 525 to 2867 code for a protein of 780 amino acids. The transcript is spliced from 13 exons.
UCCUCCUUCAUUUCGCAAGGUUUUGCUGCAAGGUUGCCAGAUUGAUCGUCUCUAUUCACUAACCAGUCACGUGCAAAAUCAAAAUCAUAAGAAGACAUCUACGAAAACACUUUCCGUGACUGCAACAAAAAUGAUAAUAAUAAUAAAAACGGACACGUAAAAAGAGGUGAGUCGUGCGAUCUGGCAACUCCGAGGAGCUCUCGCGCGCCCCGCGCGUCAUGCUGCAGAGCGCAGCGGCGUGACGUCAACGCACCGGAGCGCGCGAGCUCGGCUCCGCGGGAGGAAAAUACCGGAGGAUAGACCGAUAGAGGUUUGAAGGCAGCGCCCAUAAAGAAAACAUGUAAGAAAAUACAGUGGAAAGACACAAACCACAAGAGUGUUCUUUCAGUCGUGUAUCAGAAGGUGGAACGUGUACAGAUUUUUCAGCAUGUGGUUGAACUGCAGUGUCCUACAUGAAGCCGAGAUGAGUAGAGGUCUCUGGUGCCCAGCCUGUUCAGGGCGGCGCCCGGUGGCCUGAGCCUGGCAUGGCCUCUCUGGAUCUGCCGUACCGCUGCCCUCGCUGUGGGGAGCACAAACGCUUCCGGAGCUUGUCAUCACUGCGCGCCCACCUGGAGUACAAUCACACCUACGAGACGCUCUACGUGCUCUCAAAGUCCAACAGCGUGUGCGACGCCGCCGCACUGCUCCCUCUGGUGGCCGACAGCGCCCUGGCUGCCGAAUCCCGCUUCCCCUGCGCGGGCGACGAGCUCGGGCUUGCCACGACCUCGUCCGCCGGCGCCCGCUACCUUCCCAAUGUGGAGUUCCCACUCGGCGAGAUCCUGGUGAAGAAAGCCAUGAGCUCAAUGGACCCGGGUGCCAUGGAAGCUGCUUACGAGGAGGGCUUGGCACGCCUCAGGGCUAGGGCCUUCGAAAGGCUCGAGCUGGAUGAGAGACUGGAGAAACUGUCCGAAGAAGUGGAGCAAAAGAUCGCAGCACGUGUGGGGCGCCUGCAGGCCGAGCUGGAGAGGAAGAGCACGGAACUGGAGAAGGCCAAGCUGGAGAGUGAAAGGCUCAGCCAGGAGAAACAGGAGCUGGAAGACAAGGCCUCAGAGUUGUCACGCCAGGUGGACGUGUCGGUGGAGAUGCUAGCCAGCCUAAAGCAAGACCUGGUCAACAAGGAGCAAGAGCUCACGCACAAACAGCAAGAGGUGGCUCAGAUCGAUCAGUUCCUGCAGGAGACGGCGGCACGCGAAGCCAGCGCUAAAGUGCGUCUGCAGCAGUUCAUCGAGGAGCUGCUGGAGCGAGCAGACCGAGCGGAGAAACAGCUCCAGAUCAUCAGCAGCUGUGGAACCACGCCGAACGGGAGCCUCAGCCACUGCAGCCUGCAAGGCUCCAAAUCCAACGGGCGACAGAGGAACUCCAGUAUCUCUGGCUCGAGGGGCGUGUACCAGGUCUCAGAUCGACGCUCGUCUCCCAGCACUGGGGCGUCUGGUCGGUCGAAGUCGGCGUCCCAGGCCUCGGUGGCGGGUUACGACAGUGACAGCGCUGAGCUGCAGGCGCUGGAGGGAAGUCUGGAGGCUCAGUACUACCACGGGCAGUGCCGUCCGGGAGAACCCUCGCCUUACGAGCGCCGCAACUGGGGCCUCCGCAAGCAAGCCAUCCAGAACUGGCAGCGGCGGCCGUACCGUAACAGCACCGAGGGCGAGGAAGGGGACGUCUCCGACGUGGCCUCACGCACCACCGAGUCCGAGGCAGAAAUGUGGGAGCAGGAGAGGAGGGCGGAGUGUCAGCAGCAUUGCCCUCACCGCAGUGGCUACCGGCUGGGGACAGGCCGUUCUGAAGGUUGCUACAAACUCUGCCGUCACGAGAAGAGCCCGUCCAAGACCAGCGAGGUGAUCAGCCCCGAGGUGCUCAAGAUGCGGGCGGCGCUUUUCUGCAUCUUUACCUACCUGGACACUAAAACCCUGCUGAGGACGGCCGAGGUGUGUCGCGACUGGAGGUUUGUGGCGCGUCACCCCGCCGUCUGGACAAGAGUGCUGCUGGAGAACGCUCGCAUCUCCUCCAAGUUCUUGUGCACUCUCUCUCAGUGGUGCACGCAGACCCACUCUCUGAUCCUGCAGAACCUCAAACCGAGGCAGAGAGGAAAGAAGGAGACCAAGGAGGAAUAUCUGAAGAGCACACGUGGGUGUCUGGAGGAAGGUCUGGAGGCCUUGCUGAAAGCGACGGGAGGAAACCUGCUCAUUCUGAAGGUGUCUCAUUGUCCAAACCUGCUGACCGAUCGCUCUCUGUGGCUGGCCAGCUGCUACUGCCGAGCCCUACAGGCUGUAACGUACCGGAGUGCUACAGAUCCAGUGGGUCAGGAGGUGAUCUGGGCUUUGGGAGCAGGCUGCAGGGACAUCAUCUCCUUACAGGUGGCACCAUUACAUCCCUGUCAACAACCAGCCCGCUUCAGUAACCGCUGCCUGCAGACGAUUGGCCGGUGCUGGCCACACCUACGAGCUUUGGGAGUGGGCGGAGCUGGAUGUGGUAUACAGGGAUUGGCCUCGUUGGCGAGGAACUGUAUGAGGCUGCAGGUGCUGGAACUGGACCACGUCAGUGAGAUUAAUCAGGAAGUGGCCGCUGAAGUGUGUCGUGAGGGUCUGAAGGGUUUGGAGAUGUUGGUUCUCACCUCGACUCCCGUCACGCCCAAAGCUCUCCUUCACUUUAACAGCGUGUGCCGUAACCUGAAGUCCAUUGUUGUACAGAUCGGUAUUGAAGAUUACUUUGAAGACCCCAACAGCCCUGAGGCCAGAAAGCUCUUUGAUGAGAUGGUGAACAAACUCCAGGCUUUAAAGAAGAGGCCGGGUUUCUCCAAAAUCCUCCACGUAAAGGCUGAUGGUCUGUGCUAACGCCUUCUACUGCGACACGAACUGUGGAAAACCAACAACUCCUUUAUGGAAAAAGCUGAAUCUUUAACUUCAAGUUUUCAGUUACCGUGACGACGACAACACAGGAAACUUCUCAUUACAGUAUUAUAAUCGGAGAUACAAUUUUACUCGCCUGUAGCCGAGUCGGCUUUGGGGUUUCGGCUUCGACCGAUAAAUCUUACGGAGAACGCCGAGUCUCUCUCGAGACCCGAUUCCAGCUCGACAGCGUCAGACGACCGUGAUGAUCAGAUCAUCGAGUUUCACUGGAUAUAAAUUUAUAGCACAGAGCUGCAACCGGGAAUUUUUAGCCAAGGAAACGAGGGAGGUCCUAGAAUACAGAGUUGUGGAACACCACAAAUAUAUAUAUAUAUAAAAAUUAAAUAAAAAUACAUACACGGUGAGAGAAAACUCCUCGACUUGGAGUCGAGGGUUUGCGGUGCGCGUAAUCGAUCGGUAUUAAACAGGAAUGAAAUUUAAACCUGGGUUAGCAUUCUAGCGAGUGUAUUGCGAACACUCCAGCACAAUGAGAGGAGUCCCAACGUCCUGCUUUACAAAAAGAACCAGAUUAGAAAUUUGACCGUUUUCUUCUAGUCAAAUCCAAGCAAAACAGGACGUAGAAGGUGUUACGCCCAACGGAACGUGAAAGAUUUGUGCCGUAUCAUCCUCCUAGCAUCAUCCAUCCAUCCAUCCAUCCAUCCAUCUAGGAACACAUCAACCAUAGUGUUUUGGAUCUGCAUGUGGUUUCGUCGUGACCUCCGACAUGCCGUUCAUGCUGCGUGUUCAACACGAAGCGCCUGACGUUCGGCAUCCGUGGAAUAUCGUGCCUCAUCGAAAAGCAACUUUUAGUUGACAUGGUGCUUUUAUUUCAAGUCUAUGAAAAUUCCAUUUAAAAAAAAAAAAAAAAAAAAAAAAAAAAAAAAAGCAUUGACCUUCCAUCAAGCUCACGUCUCACGAGCGCCAUCUGCUGCCAGUUAAUGCGUUUCAAGUAAAACAUGUACAAGGUGCCAUAUUUGUAGGGGUGGGCGAUAUGGCUGAAGUAUCACGAUAUGAAUCACGAUAUCUAGGUUUGAUAACAGAGCGCACGGCGUUUAGUCGUGUAAAAAGCAGGCAGUUGUCAAUUUUAUUCAACAUUUUCUAAAAAAAAAAAACGUGAAAAAGAAGGAAAAUAAAACCGGUGGCGACAUUGGAACGAUGCCAAUGGUCUGACUGAACGUGAAUAAAGUGUCAGAUUAAGAAAAGGGACACAGGAUGACAAGAUUGCCUAAUUCACUCUGCAAAUUCACCAACUUUUAAAAAGCAUGAGCGAAUAGAAACUGGGGGCGUGGCUGUCUGGUGUGGCUCCACCCCCGGGAGAAAAACAGAGGCAUUUCUAAUUAAGUAGAACCGCAAAAUAAAUAAAUAAAUAAAAAGAUCGUAUACAGAUUAGUCCAAGCGUGCAUCUCAACCAGUCCCGUAGUUCAGUAGUCAGGACGCUGAUCAGGGAGUCAGCGUGUUGCUCAGCUCUACUUAGGAUAUACUUACAGAAACCCGUAUAGUGAUGUAAAAAUGGCAUCGUGAGACCGCUCAGGUGCGGCACCUUCCACAUUCCGCCUUUAACUGAUGAGCCAUUGCAAACACCUGGUUCUGUUGGAUGAAGAAAAACCAAAAUUUCACACUCUUAGCAAAAACGGGCACACCGGAGCCGUGAACUAAACGAUCAGAUCAAAAAGCUUUCACGAACCGAGGAACCUUUGAGGAACCCUUUUGCUAAGAGUGUGAAGCUGGAACCGGAUGGCUCGCCGUAGAAGUCGGAAGACGUUCUUCUGCUCGUCCAUUUCAUCAUCCGUGCUAGGGAGAUCUUUUCUGCGUUCCUCACAAAACCCUUACAUCCAUCUUGGUUUUGUGUGUGUGUGUGCGCGCGUGUGUGUGUGACACUUUAAGCCACGACUUAAAAUCUGGGAUUUCAUAAGUAACGAAACAUCUAGAGAUGUUUCGUUCCACCACAGCUCUAACGCUCCAUCAGCAAAUGCAAUAACAGUGACGCAGACGUGGUGAGGAUUUUGGCGACCUCGCGGUCCUGUCCCGGUUAUCCAUCAGGCAUCGGUGUUCUCCCCGGAGCCAGACUUCGAUCUCUACCCUUUCUACUCAGAGCGCUUUAGUCUAUGGGGAAAUCACUUCGUGUUGUGUUGUGCGGUACUUCCUGUAUUCAAUCCCCACAGGGUUCGAGUUUCUCCUCAAGUUAUCCUACUCCGCAGUUCGUCCGAGGCGUCCGCUCUCGACUUUUGUCCGAAUAGAAGGUAGAAGGAAGCACUUGAUGUUGUCACGGUGAGAUUCGGUACAGCUUACGAAUUGCAGACGCGUGGACGGCAGAACGGCGCAGUCCUUCACCAACGCCGCAUUUUCAGUUCCUGACAAUCCGUCUCCUGAAGACUUUAAAAGCUGUACAUACGUUAUUUAUGCACAACCGAAGAGUCAUGUUAUGUGAAUAUCCAAAAAAAAAAAAGAAAAAAAAGCAAGCAACAGACGUCCCGGAGCAUCGUUGAGCUCCGACGUCUUAUUUUCCUUUCCAAAGUUCUCUUCUGUGGCGCCCGAGUCGACCACACGGAACAUCUCUUCUAAAGAGUCGUGUUGAAUUUGCAGUACGUUGUGCAUCAUAGAUGCUUUAUAUAUUGAAUGUGUAUCAGAGUCCUUAUAGAGAUGGAAAAAUUAUUUAAGAAGAGAGCAUAGAGUUUAUUCAAACUAUUUAUUUCUAUAAAAAACAAACAAAAAAAAGUGUCUAUAAUGAUGUUUGGCAUGUUUGUGUUCAAGCAUAAUAAUACAUCCUGUUGCCUUCGUAACUGUUUGACGAUAGUUGCUAGAAUAUUAGACGUGAGAGCUUUACUGCUUGCCGGUUUUUGGGUUUUUUUGUUGUUUUGUUUUGAAGACUUUGCACCAUGAUAAAAAAAAAAAAAAAAGAUUGGAAAAUGCUAGUGUUUAAGUAUUAAGGUGUUAUUCGAUGUCACUUUGUUUAACGUGGGGCUUUUUUGCAGUAUUUGACAGAUGAUGCACUUUUUAUCCGAGCUCUUUCCGAGGUCACGACCGCCCGUUCUGUAAGGUUCCGGUACUCUUAAGCCGAAAAAAAAAAAAAACACCCCAAAAAGCUUUACCGUUAGCGACGUUUCUUCUGCACCCAAAUAUGGAUCAGUCGAGAUUCCACAAGCGCGUUUGUACUGCAGGAACCUUUUCUGGAGGUCAGAAACUUUUCGUUUCCACCUAAAAGAACCAGAACCGAGUUUAGUUCUCGGGACCUGGUUCAAGAUCUUUUAAGCUCCUGUUCCAAGAAGAGGCUCGCUACAUUUAUCGGUCAAACUCGAGCUUUACAGAUUCACCAACUCCCCUACACGCAAAUGCUGAAACUUGCUUUAAAAAAAAAAAAAAAAAAACAACAACAAAAAAAAAACACCCCAGUUCAGGAUCUGCAAGCAGGAACGAAAUUUAGGAACCAAACCCCCCCCCCCC